GUUUUAUAUUUAAUAGUUUUAUUUUUGUCAAAAGGAAUGUUGGCUAGGAGAUGUUUUUCCAAUGGUUAUUUUUCUGUUUAUACACAAACAAAUUGUUUUAGACAAUUUGCCUCAAAAAGAAAUAUUUCUACUCAAAAUCAACGAAAAAAUUGGUUUUCAAACAAAAUAUUUUUCAAUAGAAAUGGAUUAAUUAUUUUACCUCAAUUACCAAAUUUCUCUUCCGUGGCGCGGGCUGUAGCCGAAUCUUCUCCUUCAUUUGUAUUUUGUGAUGAAAAUUUUUCUCUUAAAAAAGAAUGGAAUGAAAGAUUUAAACAAAUUGAAAAAUUAAAAAUUGGAUAUGAUGCUUCAGAAUGGAUAAUGUUGGUUCAAAAAAAGUAUAGUGGUGGUGGAAAGGCUAGUGCUGUUGAUUUAGAUAUAGCUGGUGUAAUGGCACAACAUAAUGAUCAAAUUAACGAUUUAAUUGAACUUUGCUAUAAACUUAGGCAUACAGACAACGCUACAGAUUUAUUUCCAUCAACUGAAUAUGCAAUAUUUAGAUUAAUACUUGAAAAUGGUGAUUUUGAAAAUUUUAUGAAAGUUUUGAAUGAUCCGAUUAAUUUUGGAUUAUUUCCAAAUGAACAUUGUUGUUGUUUAUUUUUAAAUUAUUUUUUAAAUAUAAAUGAUUUACAAAGUGCUGCACGUUUGGCUGUUUAUGUAAUGCAACAAGAAAUGUUUUCUCAACCUCUUCUUAAUUUUCUUUCUGUUCAAUCUUUACUUCAAUUUAUUGAACAGAAUCCAGACGGCUUCCCUGAGUUUGAACAACGUGUAUUUCCUCAAAGAGCAGCUACUAUUGAAGAGGAAAUUGACUUUAAUGAGGAAAAUGUGAGAAUUUUUCGUUUUCCUUGGUUAAAAACUCCUCAUUUUGAUGGACAUUUUGAUUUACAAAAAACAGAUGAAUUAAUUGGUCGGUCAUUAGAAUUAUUAAGUUGGAAUUUAAAAAUUGGAAAAAAUAAUAAUGAAAAUAUUUUGACUUCCUCAAUUUGUUUUUUGGGUAUUUUAUUGUCUGGAAAAUAUCAACAAGGAUUGGAUAAAAUUGAAGAAAUUCAGAAUUUGGUUUCACCUAUUAAUUUACCUAUUUUAUUAAAAACAUUUCAAAUUGCAAUUUCAUUUUUGAAAAAUAAACUUGAAGCUAAUAGAAAAAGUGAAAAUAAUAAUGAAAUUGAAAAUGGAGAAAAUGUUUUGGAAAAUCAACAGAAAGGAGAAGAAUUAAUUGCAAAAUUAGAAAAUAUUUAUUCAUCCAUUGCCAACACUAACGGAAAUAAAUCUCCAAUUUUAUUAUGGCAAAUAUUACAAAAAGAAUUACUUUCAUCACAAAAAAGUUUUGAAUUUUCUUUAAUGAAUGAACAGAAAAAAUUAUUUAAAGAAUGGGAAAAUAAAAGAAUUAAAUUAAUUGAAAGUCAAACAGAACGAAUGGAAAUUAAUUUAAGAUUAGAUGAAAUUAAAAAACGCCAAAAAGAAAUUAAUUAUCAAAAAGAUUUACUUCAAUUCUUUGAAAAUCGGCAUAUUUGGGAGGAUAAAGCGCUUCAAAGACGUAUAUUAGAAGAGGAAUUGGAUAUGUUUAAAAAUAGGGGAAGUUUAACAGAAGAGGAAUACGGACAAACACUUUUCCAAAUGAGUCAAUUACUUAAAGAAGGCAAAACAGCAAGUCAAGCACUUGAAACUUUAAAACUUGGAUCAAAUCCAGAAGAAAUUCAAGUUAAGCUGACAUCUAAACCAGAAAAAAGAAAAUGA
This is a messenger RNA of Meloidogyne enterolobii, 1770 nucleotides long. The record is from the annotation of a GenBank genome assembly. Lineage: Eukaryota; Metazoa; Nematoda; Chromadorea; Rhabditida; Meloidogynidae.